UAAAAGCAGCGUUAUGGGGAGCAUUGCUGGUCAAAGGAUCCCAUCUACACUCUCAGGAGGGAUGUCAUCUGUUCCCACCAUAUGAAAUCAGAGCAGCACAAGAAAGAUUUGUGCAAAGAAAUGCAGCGGCUGGCAUCUGAAGGGGAUGAUGGAGUCGAGAAAGGCUUCCAAUUACAAGUGUCACUGUAGCAUGAUGCCAUAAAAAAGGCCAUGGAGACCCUCUACUGGCUGGCAAAGGAGGAAGUGGCCCACACCACUAAAUUCUCCUCAUUCCUGGACUUUGCAAAGGACCACCUUGGUUGUGAGGUUCUAGCCCACCUACAGCAGGGUGGGAAUGCAAGUUACAGGAGUAGGAGGAUCCUGCAAGAGAUGCUACAGGUUUUGGCUCAUCAGAUCCAAUUGGACCAUGAGGCAGAGAUGACAGCAUCGCAGUUCGUGGGGCUUGUGAGAUGAGACAACAGACAUCACCACCACUAAGGAGUUGGUGCUCCUCACAAGGUGUGUCUUUACCUUUUUUUAACAUGGGGAACAGCAAGGGCUCUUACAGAUACAUCUCUGUUCAGGCUGGUUGACUCCAAUGGCCAGGCCAAAAGCACCUUUGCCAAGGUAAUCCCACUGCAAGAUGGCACUGCGGACACAAUUGUUGCAGCUCUGAAGACCUGGCUCCAGGAGAAGAAUAUCUCCAUCUAGAACGCGAUGGGCUUCAGCAGUGAUGGAGCUGCAGUGAUGACUCGUAACGGCGCUAGAAUGGAGUGGUGGUGCUCCUGCAGAAGGAAAACGCUCUCAUGACGGCAAUCUACUGCAUAUGCCACCGACUGGCACUGGCUGUGGGGCAGGCAGGGGAGAGGGUUCCAUUCAUAAAGAACCACUUCAAGCCAAAUCUGGGUGAACUCUUCAGGUUCUUGGCCUAUUCGGCCUGCCGGAUGGCCAGACUCCACCAAAUACAGGAACUUAUGGAUUUGGCCCAGAAUACCCUAAAGGAAGCGAAAGAUACCUGGUGGCUGAGUCAUGACAAGGCAUGCAAGUCACUCUAUAGGAACCUCCCUGCGGUGCACAUGACUCUCAACAAUGAGAACAAGAACAGUGCCACUGCCACUGGUCUCCUCAUCUGGCUGUAUAAAUACAACACCCUGGCCACUCUCUACCUGCUCUGUGAUCUGCUGCCACACCUGUCUUCGCUGAGCAGGUGCUUUCAACAGGAGGAGAUCAACCUCCAGCAGAUUGACAGAAAUGUGAAGGCCAAGAUGGCAGUGGUUCGUUCAAUGAGAGAGGGCAUGCGACCUGGGAGCAGGCUGCCCAAGCUCCAGGAAGACCUGGCUGCUGGUGGACGCUUGGCGGAUUUUCAACUGCCCGGUCAUGACCCAGAGUGGCAGGGGAAAGUGAGGGAGCCAUUUGUCGAUCAGCUCCUUCACAACCUGGAGGAGCGCUUCCAGUCCACCGAGCUCCUGUCCUCAUUCUCCAUCCUUGACCCUAAACAGUUGCCAGAAACUAUGCCAGACCAUUAUGGCAUGGAGGAAGUUCAGUGGCUCACUGAUCAUUUUGGUGCUGGAGAGGGAGUAGUGGCUCCUGAUGCUGCCUGUGAUGAGUGGUUGGGUCUGCAGGAGUAUCUGAACCAGAACCACUACUUGUCACAGGAGUAGCUGGUCACUCUCCUCCUCAGUGAUGGCACUAUGAGGGAGCUGUACUCAAGCCUGUGCACAUUGGCUGCAGUGCUGAGUGUCAUUCCAGUUAGCACAGCUGACUGUGAGCAUGCCUUCAGUGCACUAAAGAGGGUUAAAACCAGGCUGCGCAGCAGCAUGACCACAGCCACACUUAACGCUCUGCUGACCAUAACAAGGCUGCCAGCUUAGAAACAGACACAUCAUUGUCUAAUAUGUGAUUGCUCUGUUCUCUGUGUGUGUGUGUAUGUGUGUGUGUGUGUGUGUGUGCACGCACACGCGUGUUUUCGUGUUCUAACAACU
Lampris incognitus (smalleye Pacific opah) is the source of this 1961-nucleotide messenger RNA. RefSeq lists its product as uncharacterized. Lineage: Eukaryota; Metazoa; Chordata; Actinopteri; Lampriformes; Lampridae. Bases 786 to 1640 code for a protein of 284 amino acids. The record is from RefSeq and is a predicted model, not a curated record. The transcript is spliced from 5 exons.